Molecule: messenger RNA, 969 nt
Organism: Drosophila novamexicana
Lineage: Eukaryota; Metazoa; Arthropoda; Insecta; Diptera; Drosophilidae
Product: cytochrome P450 CYP12A2-like
Exons: 3
Molecular function (GO): monooxygenase activity; oxidoreductase activity, acting on paired donors, with incorporation or reduction of molecular oxygen; heme binding
Source: RefSeq, a predicted model, not a curated record
AUGUGCAUCGUGUUGAUUACUUUGGCGUGGUCGGGUCUGGUACCGUCGCAAGAUACGGCCUGGGCCAAAAUGCCUUCUGCCGUAAAUCCAAUUAUAAUACAACCCAAGAAUUUCAGAUUGUAUUUGGGUCCCCUGGAUAACAUUAACCAACAGUUUAUAAGGCGUUCAAGACGCCCAAAUUGCGUGAGGCCCGAGGGACUCGAGAUAACAGACAAAUACGUGCAGGAGGCGGUGGAACGCAUUGAGAAAUCGACUGAGGUGAAAAGCGAUGCAGAGAAAAGUGUGCUGGAAAAACUGUUGGGUAUUAAUCGCAAAUAUGCGGUUAUUAUGGCGCUGGACAUGAUGUUCGCCGGUGUCGAUACAACAACCAGCACCUUUGCGGCUAUACUACUGGCGCUCGCCCAGCUUCCCGAUAAACAGAAAAAACUACGCACAGAAAUUCUUGGAAUUUUGCCAGCAAAGGAUACACCUUUUACGGUUGAGUCCAUGAAGAAUUUGCCCUAUUUGCGUGCCUGCAUUAAGGAGACGCUGCGCUUUUAUCCACUGACCUCGGCCAAUGUGCGCAGCAAGCGGCAGGAACUGGUGCCCAGCGGUUACACAGUGCCACCGGGCAGUGAAAUUGCCAUGGUCCAUUUGAAUCUGUUCCGCAAUGAGCAGCAUUUCUCGCAACCGGACCAGUUCAUGCCCGAGCGUUGGCUGCGUGAAAAGCAACACGACUCCAGUGACUCCAAUGGCUGUCCCAUGGCCACCUAGUCCAGCCAUCCCUUUGCCUAUUUGCCAUUUGGCUUUGGUUCACGCAGCUACAUAGGUCGUCGCAUUGCCGAAAUGGAGCUGGAAGUGGGUGUCGCUCGUUUGCUUAGAAACUUUCAAGUAGAGUUCCAUCAUCCGGCUGACAAGCCCUUCAUUGCCUAUCAGCUAUCCACGGCACGCAUUCCGCUGCAGUUCAAGUUGAUCGAUUUAAAGAACUGA